Messenger RNA from Aphis gossypii (cotton aphid), 845 nucleotides. RefSeq lists its product as uncharacterized. Lineage: Eukaryota; Metazoa; Arthropoda; Insecta; Hemiptera; Aphididae. The record is from RefSeq and is a predicted model, not a curated record. Bases 34 to 606 code for a protein of 190 amino acids. The transcript is spliced from 3 exons.
AGUGUGUGUGCAUGUGUGUAUAAUACACUGUAUAUGAAUGUGUUAGAGAGAGCCUCUUUACAAUCACGGUCCGCGAAGGCCAGUCUUAUCGUAGGCACGAUGGCUCGCGUACCGCCACUGUCAUGUCUCAUUGUGCUGCCACUCAUUACUCUAUACGCGAUAUCUCAUGUAAAUGCAACAAUUUUUGUGCCUGAAGAAAUUCCUUCGUUGUUGUCGGUAGUCUACAGUAACAUGCCACCGAUCAAAAAAGGCACGGAUUCGAAGCUGGGCGUGGGGUUCCGAUUGGGUCCAAACGCGGAUGUGCAGUUUCAGUUAGAACUCGGGCCCCAGACCAACACGUUGCCAAUUGGUGGUGCCGCAUCCGCACCCGCCGUGGCGAAUAAGAGGCACGCGACUGUAGGACAGGGCAGUGGCUUAAGUGGAGGCAAGCCAAAGGAUUGGCUGAAUGCAUGGCGGUUGCAGAUGAGCCCUGGAUACGUGGCAGACGAAAGCAAUAACGCGGUGUCAGGGGAAGUGGCGGGUGGCAGCGUCGGCGACGGCGACGGGUCAUCGGACGCGGUGGCGCACCUUAGACAACUGUACAAACCACAACCGAUUGCUGCGUAGCUGUGACACAACGCUAUUAUUUAUUAAGAUUUUAAUAUACACCGAACGAUAUUUAUUUUUCUUCAUUGUCUCUUUGUUUUGUAAACACAGUACAGGUUGAUGUUUAGCUAAUUUAGGUAUUUAUUAGUAUUGUUAGUGAUAUUUUUUAUAUGUGUAUACUACGUAGAUAUAUUAGUAUUAGAAUUCUAAUCGGAUAUCCGCUUGUAAUAAAUAAUUAAUAAAAAAAAAAUUAUACAUGA